GGAUUUUGAAAUUCAAAAUUCAAAACAGAGGGAUAGUGAUUCAAUUGUUCUUUGUUUCACUUCCCAAUUGGAAGAAACUGAAACAGCAGACUGCAAUGGAUUACGAAGAACAUCCGUCUCCCUCUAUCCGUUCUUCCUCCCUUCUCAGGGACAUCUCCAACUUCACCACUCCCAGACGGCCCCCUUUCUCUCUCACCACCGCCCCAUCUCCCGCCACUCAAUUCUUCACCGCCUCCAAACACGCAGCCACUUCCUCCUCCUUCCACCGCCGUCCCAACAAAGCAUCCACCGCCACCACAGCCAAGAAAUUCAAGGCCUUCCAAUUGGAGCAGUCCCAGUCCUCCCGUAAGGCCCAAAUCAAGAAAGAGCGCUCCCUCAAAUCCCUCGCCAAGUCUCUCUCAGUAUGGCUCAACUUUCUCCUCCAAAAUCCUAAUUCAUGUGGCUGCCACUACUCUUCUGCGGAUGCUUCCGCUCCCACUACCAAUGGCAAGCGAGACGGCGCCCCGGUAAUCUCCGUCAUCGGCGUCGAUUCCGCCUGGCGCACCCCCAAGCGCCAGAGGAAAUCCUUGUCCAGCAAGGAAAAUGCUGGGUCGGUGGCUGAGGUUCCUGAUUCCUCAUUUUCGCACCUCAGGGAUUCUCUCGAGGACGUUUGCAGUUUUGAUGAUUUGAAUCAGCGAAUGAGCUUGUAUUUCAGCCUUGCAGCUUGUAAGGAGAUCUUCCUUCAAAUGAAUCGCGUCGCCAAGGCAAUUGACGAAGGAAGACUGAAUAUGAAGGCACAUUGCCCUAUAGUAACUGAUGUUGGCUUGAAGGAUAAGGCCAUGAGAAUUCUCACGUGUUAUAAUUCUACUUGGUUGCGAAUUGGAUUGUAUGUAAUUUUUGGCGGUGACUCCUUGGUGUUAAAUGGUGAUGUGGAUUCUGAUCAUGAUGCUGUGUUCUUGAGAAUGGUCGUUGACAAGUUAUUUUUUUCGCAUGAGGGUUUAGCUAAAGCUUAUGCUUAUAACAAAAUGGUUGAAGGCGUGUAUAGGUCAGGUUACUAUGAGAAUUUGGGGAAUGUGAUAUUGAAGAGAAUUUUGUUGCUUGUGCUUGUUCUGGAUAAAGCUAAAUGCCAGAGUUACCUCCCACUGGAGUACGGUAUUGAUGGAUUGGAUGGGGGUUCUCCUUUGUUAUUCAAACCAGAAUCCUGGAUUAAAUCAAGCAGUCAGCUGAUUCAUGAAUUUCUAUCGUCUGACGUAAUGCAUGGAGAAGGCAAUCUUCUAACACAUUUGGUGAUUUUAGGUUACAAAUUAUCUCAUCAACAGCAGGAACCUCUUGUCGAGUAUGAUUUCAGGAUCAGAGAUUUAUUUGUAGAUCUCCAAGAUGGAUUAAAACUGUGUAGAGCUAUUCAGCUUUUGCAGCAUAAUUCUUCGAUCCUCAUGAAAAUUGUAGUCCCCUCUGAUACUCCUAAGAAAAAAUUAGCAAACUGCAGUCUUGCCCUGCAAUAUAUUAGGCAAGCUGGUGGGUCACUAGUUGAUGAAGAUGGCAUGAUGAUUAUGGCAGAUGAUAUUGCUAAUGGAGACAAAGAACUUACAGUUUCCUUGCUCUGGAAUAUAUUUGUUCAUUUGCAGCUACCUCUUUUGGUUGAUAAAGCAAGUUUAGGAGGGGAAAUUUCUAAAGUUCAAGGAGGCAAGGUUCCCGUAAACAUUUCAAGUUCUAGCUCUAUGGAAUUGCUUUUGAAUUGGAUACAGGCAGUUUGUGACAACUAUGAUUGUGAAAUUGACAAUUUUCAUUCCCUUGUUGAUGGCAAAGCUGUCUGGUGCUUACUUGAUUAUUACUUCCAAAAAGAACUUCAAAAUUCCUGUUCGUUGAAGGAAGUGAGUAUAAAAAGUGGCAAGGCAUCAAUUAUGUCUGUUGAUGAAUAUUCAGAUGCACUGUAUAAUUUUAUACUAUCCCAAAAGUUGACUACAUUACUGGGGAACUUCCCAGAGGUACUUCAAAUUAGUGAGCUACUUCAAUAUAAUGGUGCUUGCAGUGACCGAAGUGUGGUGAUUUUGUUGGUUUUCCUGGCAAGCCAAUUAUUUGUCAAGAAAAAUUUGGAUCACUUAAAUUUCCACAAACUAUUGGGUGAUGACUGCCAAAGUCUGAACCAUAGAAAUUUGAGGAUGCUAAGGUGCCUUUCAAAUUCUGAAUCCAUACAAAAGCCUGAUGCUUCCGAUGUGCUUGACAAUGAAGAUGCUUCAAGAAAAUUCAAGGCCAUCCAAACUUGGUGGCAAGACAUGGCCGAAAGAAACGGUCUCAACAAACAAGCUGCCUCUAAUUUGAAGGGAUCAAAAAUCACCGAAUGCAGCACCAACAUCAGAAGAGAAAAUGCUACAAAAACAAUACAACUGCAUCUCAGAGGAUGGGUUGCACGGUGCAAGUUUCUGAAGAUGGUAAACUCGAUUACCCUUUUACAAACUGUUUUCAGAGCUUGGCUAAAAGUGAGGCAAAAGUCAGCCUAUGUGAUAUUAUCAACUGUUCAAGGCUGUGACUCUUCAUUUGAAAUAUUGAAGCAAUCAGAAACAUAUAAGAGAUACGUCAUGCUUUUCAUGUAUAGACGUUCCUUUUUGAGGUUAAAGAGCUCAGCACAGAUUAUCCAGAAAGCAGUUAGGAGUUGGCUCUAUAGGAGGCAUAAGAAAGAGACUAGUACAAAUCCGGAUCUUUUGAUUUCAGAUAUGAUAGCGGCUGCUCUUAAUGUUCAGAAAUUGGUCCCUGGUGGGAUGGGACAAUCUAGAUAUAUUCAUCAGCUAGAUCAGAGAGAGAAAGACUUAUUUUUUUCCCAACUGAAAGUCACUUUCCAUCUUCAAACAAAUGCAGCCACUAUCAUUCAGCUUGCUUGGAAAAAGUUCAUGUGCUGCAAGUCUGCUCAGAAGCAACACCUGUUUGCAACUAAAAUUCAACGAAAUUUCCGUAGGUGGUUAUUGACAAAAAGUUUUUUAGAGCAGAUUCAGGCUGCCGUAAAGAUUCAAUCUUAUUUUCGAAGGUGGAGAUGUGUGAAUGCUUUUCAGCUCUUCAAGAUUGAAUUUAAGGCAGCUGUUGUUAUUCAAUCAUGUAUGCGGGGCUGGUUAGCCCGAAAGAAUGCUGGUGCACGUAGGAAUCACCUAUUUGCAACUAAAAUUCAGUUAAAUUUCCACAGGUGGUUGUCGAGAAAAAGGUUUUUAAAUCAGAUUCAAGCUGUCAUAAAAAUUCAAUCAUAUUUUCGAAUGUGGAGAUGUUUAAAUGCUUUCCAGCACUUCAAAAUUGAGUUUAAAGCAGCUGUUAUCAUUCAGUCUUGUUUACGGGGCUGGUUUGCCCGAAAAGAUGCUUGUACGCGUAGGAAGGACAUUGUUGAGAUUCAAAGGCACUGCCGUGGUUGGCUUGUAAAGAGGGACUUCUUGUUCCAAAAAGACGCUGUAAUAAAGAUCCAGUGUGUCGUUCGAAGUUUGAAGUGCCAAAAGGCUCUCAAUUGCCAGAAAGAUGCAGCUUUGGAGAUCCAGCGCUUUAUAAGGGGGCAUGUAACUCGGAAUCAGCUAUUAGGCAGCGCUUCCAAGCUACGCACAGUUAUUUCUGUUAGUUGCAGCUCAAAACCAUUUGGCUUUUGUAGUUUUCAAUUUGAACUGUUCUUGUUUUCGGUUGUGAAAUUGCAACGAUGGUGGAAGGGUCUCCUCUUGCUGAAGUUAAUGAAUAAAUCGGCCAUCAUUAUUCAGUCAUGUACCCGUGGGUGGAUAACCAGGCGAAAUGCUACUCUUUAUAGAAGCCAUGUUGUCAUCCAAGAAGAUGCGGCGUUGUUGAUUCAACGCUACAUUAGGGGACAUUUAACUCGACAUCGGAGAUUAGGUGGUGCUUCUAACCUAAGUGCAAUCACUCCUGUUGGCUGCACCUCAGGGCCAGUUGGCUGUCGUAGUUUUCCACCAGAUCAAUUUUUGCUUUCAGUUGUGAAAUUGCAACGAUGGUGGAAGGGUCUCUUGUUACAGAUAUUGAUGACAAAAUCUGCUAUUGUUAUUCAGUCUUGUACUCGUGGGUGGAUAGCCAGGCGAAAGGCUAAUGUUCAGAGACAUCGUAUUAUUGUCAUCCAAUCCUACUGGAAAGGUUACCAUGCACGUAAAGUUUCGAAAGAACAGUUGUUGGAUUUGCGCUUGAGAAUGCAGAAGUCUGCCAGAAAUGUGGAUGACAGCAAGCGUCUCAUAAACAGACUCUUGGCAGCGCUUUCGGAGCUACUCAAUAUGAAGAGUCUUAGUAACAUCCUUCAUACUUGUUCAAUAUUGGACAUGGCUACAGGGCACUCUCAGAAAUGUUGUGAAGAACUUGUGGCUGCCGGGGCCAUUGAUACUUUGCUGCGGCUGAUUCAAACAGUCAGCCGGAGUAUACCUGAUCAGGAGGUUCUAAAGCAUGCUUUGUCAACUCUCCGAAAUCUCGCCCGCUAUCCUCAUCUUCUACAAGUGUUGAUCCAAAGUCGUAGUUCUGUACAGAUAAUUGUGAUGGAAUUAUUGAGGAAUAAAAACGAGGGUUACUUCAUUGCUUCUGAACUUCUGAAGAAGAUAUGUUCAACUGGCAAAGGCGUUGAGGCGAUUUUGAAGUCCCCUGCUCUGCUAAAACGAUUGCACGGCCUUGUCGAGGACCUUAAACGGAAGGGAAUUUACGAGAAAAGAAAUCCUAGGGCUGCUAACCUGGUUAUCAAAGAAAACAGAGAGAGAAGAUUGAAGGAGGCUGCUGAGAUUGUUAAACUGAUAACAAGGGCAUGAAAAACUUUUCUUAAACAGAUGCAAGAGGAGGUUAAGAUCUGGUCUCCUGUAUUUAUUACAUACUGUCCUCAUCUCGUGGAUAUUGGAAUCAGCUUUCUUUAAACUUACUGAAAGCAAACAAUGGUUAGAACCUUAA
This is a messenger RNA of Vigna angularis (adzuki bean), 4872 nucleotides long. RefSeq lists its product as uncharacterized. Gene Ontology annotation, cellular component: spindle pole. Lineage: Eukaryota; Viridiplantae; Streptophyta; Magnoliopsida; Fabales; Fabaceae. Gene Ontology annotation, molecular function: protein binding. The record is from RefSeq and is a predicted model, not a curated record. Gene Ontology annotation, biological process: spindle organization; mitotic cell cycle; establishment of meiotic spindle localization. Bases 96 to 4736 code for a protein of 1546 amino acids. The transcript is spliced from 22 exons.